AUGAUGGGCCAGUCGUGGAAUACCAAUCAUGUGGCCCUCUACACGUUCAUCCGUCUUCAUCGAUUCUUCUUGUCUUAUCGAGGCUUCCUUUCCUAUUCGUACUCCAACUACUGCGUCCUUGCAUUCCACGCUGAAGUCAAUAUAAAUAUCGGUAACUCGGUGCCACCUUAUUCACCGGGAAAGGCUGUAUACAUGGGCAGCAUCGUGACGGCUGCUGGUUGCAACAUCGUGCAUUUAUCAUUAUGCGCGUGCGAACGAGAUGGCGAGUAUGGCAUUUCGAAUGGCGAGAAGGAUGAGGAUGCUCCACUCGGCGCCCAGGACACUCCCAGGACACGUUGGGCAACACAUCCGCUCUUAUUCAAGAGCGUCGAGGACAAGGUCAAUCCUGCUGGUCUCAUUGACGAUAAAUUAGUCAGGUCGGCUGGCAAACUCGAGCUGUUGUCGCGUAUUUUCCCCCAAUCCUUCUCAACAGGUUCUUAUUUUCUUCCAAAUGACGAAGGUCAUGGGAAAUUCUUGAAGAUGAUGAACUGGAAGUAUCUUCGCCUUGAUGGUAGUAUGAAGACGGAGGAGCAUGCCAGGUACGAUCCACCCGUCUCAGCACUCAAUGUACCAUCUCCCACUCCUCCACAACCCAUGCCAAACAGAUACUUGAUAAAUCUCCCUCUGAUUCUUCGCGACCUCCGCUCACACGGCGCAACUCUACGUGAUCACGAGGUCCACAAGUCUAUUGGAGGUCUUGAUGGUCGAAUCAAGCACCGUAAGCUUCUUGGUCGCCAGGAGGUUGCCAUGAAUGAAGCACAUGAGAAACAUAUCCAGCAGCACAUGGCAGAGCAGCAAGGUCUCGUUUUAUUGGUGAAAAACCCCAACAUUUAA
This is a messenger RNA of Suillus clintonianus, 873 nucleotides long. RefSeq lists its product as uncharacterized. NCBI's taxonomy places the organism in Eukaryota, Fungi, Basidiomycota, Agaricomycetes, Boletales, Suillaceae. The coding region runs from base 1 to 873 and encodes 290 amino acids. The transcript has 7 exons. The record is from RefSeq and is a predicted model, not a curated record.